UCACAUGAUCUUACAAGCUCUUUAAACGCAAUUCUUGUUCUUUGCGUCGUCUGCGCUGCGUUGUUAAAAAUUGUGCUAACCGCCUUUUUUUCUCAACGUGUGUACACCAGCGCUGGACUGAAUCAUCUGAUCAUCAAAAUAAAUAGAACUGUUAAUGCAUUUAAUCGCUGGAACUGUCCAAAAAGCUGAAGAAAUUUGAUAGCAUCAUGUCCAGAUUGGGCCAGAUAUCAAGGAUUCUUCUACGCAAGAAGCAAAUCAAUAUGGAUCCGAAAGCAGCGGCGGCUUCGAGGCUUAGGAGAUGCCUUUCCGUGUGGGAUUUGAUCCUUCUUGGCAUUGGGAAUACGUUAGGCGCCGGUAUCUAUGUCAUCACGGGUGAGGUGUCCAAGUGGGUCGCUGGACCAGCUCUCAUACUCUCCUUCAUGAUUGCUGCUGUUGCCGCCGUCCUGGCAGGAAUGUGUUUUGCUGAGCUCGGUGCCCGCGUUCCAAAGGCGGGCUCUGCCUAUGUCUACACCUACGUCACAAUGGGCGAAUUCAUUGGAUUCUUCGUUGGUUGGAACGUCCUCAUUGAAAAUAUUUUAGGAGCAGCAUCGGUUGCCAGGGCAACGACAGCCUACAUCGACGCCAUGAUAGGUAACAAGAUGGAUGCUUUCCUAUCCGCCAAUUUUGCCAUGCACACGUCAUGGUUAGCCGAAUAUCCGGACUUCCUUGGGACAGGGUUCUGCAUUAUUUCGUCAGUAUUAAUGGGCAUCGGUGUGAAGACGUCCUCUGUAUUCAACAACGUGUUCACCGGUCUCAACCUGAUAGUCAUCAUCUACAUCAUCAUCUGUGGUUUCUUCAAGAUCGUCCCUUCAAACUGGACCAUACCCAUGGAUCAACUUCCAACGGUGCCUUGUAACAGCCAACCAAGUUCGUCAUGGAUAAAUAGCUCCUCCUCCUCAUCCUCCUCAUCGUCAUCAGUUGUAACAGGUGGCCCAGAGAUGUGCUCCGAGUUCGGUACCGGGGGAUUCUUCCCCUAUGGACCUGGAGGGGUGUUUGCAGGUGCAGCUGUCUGCUUCUACGCGUUUAUUGGGUUUGAGGUUGUAGCGACUGCUGGUGAAGAGGUACGCAAUCCGCAGAAGACCCUACCAAUCGGCAUCAUGGUUUCUUUGCUCCUCACCUUCUUCGCAUAUUUGGGCGUGUCCUCGGUCAUGACGCUCAUGUGUCCGUAUUUCCUAUUGGACGAGGAGGCUCCGCUGCCUGUCGCGUUCGACAAAGUGGGUUGGACCGUAGCUCGUUACGUCAUAGGAGUGGGCGGGAUCUGUGGACUCAUAACGAGCUUGUAUGGUUGCAUGUUUGCUUUGCCACGUUUUCUCUACUCUAUGGCCGAGGAUGGAAUGAUCUUUAAGUUUCUUGGUGAAGUUCAUUCUCGUUUCCAGACGCCUCUCUAUGCCUGUCUUACAUCCGGGAUCAUUGCAGGUAUAAUCACGCUGGUCAUCGACCUCCAAUCUCUUGUUAACGUCGUGGUCAUGGGCGCAUUGGUACCCUUCCUCACCGUGGCGGCAUGCGUCAUCAUACUCAGAUAUGAGCCUGACAUGUCAGCCCCGGCUUCCUCACACACCUUUCUCUUCCCGCAGAUCGACGGGUACACCAUGGGGUAUGCCGACGCCAGACGAUCCACCAUAUCUAAGUUCUUGAGCCAAGCGUUCAGGCCGGUUUAUGACGAACCGACGCCCCUGUCAUUCAAAGUCGUCAUAGUCUGUGUGGUUUUAUUCAUUUGUACGUGUUUCGGAAUGGAAUCCAUAAUCAUAUUUGCUGGAGAAGAUCUCGAAAAUCGCGAGAUUUGGGCAAUUACUACAGCGUCUGCAAUCGGAGCGUUAAUGCUCAUUCUUUUGAUUGUCAUCUGGAGACAGCCGGAAAGUAGAGUCUCAAUAGCUUUCAAGGUUCCUAUGGUUCCGCUACUACCAGCUCUUAGUAUACUUAUCGAUUCGUAUCUCCUCAUGAAGAUGGACGCCAUGACAUGGGUUAGAUACAUCGUUUUAAUUCUUAUAGGUUUAGUCAUCUACUUGUGCUACAGUGUUUGGAAUAGCAACGAGCGUUACGUGAAACCGAAGCGAUUCCGCUACCCAAGCACCCCGGCCGAGGCCCAGCAAGGCGGACGAUGUCGGCGUACGAGCAGUAUCAUGCUCUGUAGCGAAUCAGGCUGUACCCACGAUCUUCCUCACAACCUGCUGGACAUUGGAAAGAAAAACAGCGUCCAGAAUACAGAACCGACUGAGAUUACUAAACUUAUCAGCGAAGCUUCAACUUGAUUGCUUUUCUCGAUUCGAAAUCCUUGUUGCAGUCCGCUGUGGACACUCAUUGCCGGUGGACCGUAUCCGCCGCUACAUCAGACGUACGUCCUUUUAAUCAGGAAGCGUCUAAAUCCAUUGAUUAAUACAUACAUCCAUUUUAAUCUAUACUUUGACAAAAUUUCGCAAAUAUGCUUGAAAUUCAAGACGCCUUGGCACUUUUUAAGUGCUAUUCGUAUGUGACCUUGUUUUCAGAAUUCGUAUUUAAGAGAGCAAUAUCACUUUGUCGUUGACCUAUUCAAAGUCAGAUAUCCAGCAAUAUAUAUAUAUAUAUAAAUAACUCAUGAAGUGCAAUUGGAUAGAUUUGUGCUAGUAUUAUAUGUCAUGAUAUUGCAAUAUCAUAAUAUAAAAAUAUAGGUUUAGCAUGUAAGAGUAAAUUCCAGCCAAUGUAAUAUGAGUCCGUUUCCAAUAUAUGUUCAUAAAUCAUUAAUAACCUCGUAUUAUUGGUCACUUUAAAGACAAUACUGCACCCGGCAAGUGCGUACAUGAAGACAAAGAGUUUAAAUGCAUUUUACGUCAUUUACGAGAAUU
Lytechinus variegatus (green sea urchin) is the source of this 2858-nucleotide messenger RNA. RefSeq names its product cationic amino acid transporter 2-like. The coding region runs from base 207 to 2288 and encodes 693 amino acids. Gene Ontology annotation, molecular function: amino acid transmembrane transporter activity. The transcript has 12 exons. Gene Ontology annotation, cellular component: plasma membrane. NCBI's taxonomy places the organism in Eukaryota, Metazoa, Echinodermata, Echinoidea, Temnopleuroida, Toxopneustidae. Gene Ontology annotation, biological process: transmembrane transport; amino acid transport. The record is from RefSeq and is a predicted model, not a curated record.